Alternaria viburni is the source of this 1650-nucleotide messenger RNA. RefSeq lists its product as uncharacterized. Gene Ontology annotation, molecular function: protein dimerization activity; RNA polymerase II cis-regulatory region sequence-specific DNA binding; DNA-binding transcription factor activity, RNA polymerase II-specific. The coding region runs from base 1 to 1650 and encodes 549 amino acids. The transcript has a single exon. NCBI's taxonomy places the organism in Eukaryota, Fungi, Ascomycota, Dothideomycetes, Pleosporales, Pleosporaceae. Gene Ontology annotation, biological process: regulation of transcription by RNA polymerase II. The record is from RefSeq and is a predicted model, not a curated record.
AUGUACUACGAGACCAUACUGACUGUCCCUCAAGCGGACGCUCUCUUCACUCCUCCCUCUUCCUACUCUCCUCAAAAGCCGAUUGCGAGGCUGGACCUUGGCUUCGACUCUCCCUCUGACGACGUGCUAGACGCUGAUAUCUUCAACAUGACUGGCACAGGAUCACCUCAACCAUACAUCAAAGAAGAAGUCGACGAGAUGUCUUUCAACCAACGCUUCCUCGGUCACAACGGCCUUGACAUGAACCACCAAUACGCUAACGCUCAGUUCGCUGGGCACGAGAAUGCCAAUGGCAUCAACCCCUCUGAGCUCAACAUGAGCGGGAGCAUGAUGGGCAACCACUUCGCCGGCAACAGCUACAUGCAGGGCGGAGCAGGGAUUGCUGACGACGAACUUGCCGAGUCACUUGGCACUUUCGAACAACAACCAGCCUUCAACAACUUUGCCCAAGAGCAGGCUGGCCAGCAAGACUACUACCACAGUCACACCAACAACCCAAAUAUGAACCAGGUCUACUCAAACACCCCAGACGACCUGCCUAUCCACAGCCCUUUCAACCACCCUGGCAACUUCGACUUCAACCAGUACCAAUCAGUACCACAGAGGAUGAACUUCCCUGGCAGCAUGCCCAGUGGAUCCAUGCGCCAGCGUAUCACCAUGAGCCGGACUGGUUCUGACAGCCGUGCUCCCAUGUCACCAAAGACCCCUGCCAUGGCUGGUCUCCACCUCGGCACGCCAGACUCUGGUAACUUUACUCAGCCAAUCAUGACCAACAUGCACCGCCAUCAAAAGAGCGUGUCUGGCCAGUGGGACGGCACUCCCGGAAGUGCGCACUCAUGGAUUGACUCGCCCACCGCGUCACCCCACCAGGGUACCAUGCACCACCAGCAGAUCACCGAUGUCCUGCAUUCCGGCAAGCACAACUCACUACCCGCCAAGGUCGAUAUUGGCCAGAACGCAGACGCUAAGAAGCGCCGGCGUCGGGAGUCUCACAACUUGGUCGAGCGUCGCCGACGGGACAACAUCAACGAGCGCAUUCACGACUUGUCUCGUCUUGUACCUCAGCAUCGCCUCGAGGACGAGAAGAUCCGCAAGCACAUCAACAACAAUGGCCCCUUGUCACCUACCAUGGGCGCCACCGGCAUGUCGCCUCCACAAGCAACGUCACUUCUCGCUGGUGGCAAUGGAAGGCGGGCCGCUGGUAACAUUACACAGGGAUUGCCCAUCGAGGAGAAGGACAAGGGCCCGAACAAGGGUGACAUUCUCAACGGUGCUGUCAGCUGGACUCGCGAUCUCAUGUGGAUGCUGUCCAAGAAGCUUCAAGAGUGUGACGAGCUAGCUGCACGACUUCAACAAGCCACUGGCGAGGAGUGGGUCACCGAACAGACUGAAGACGAGAAGCGCAUGAAGACCGAGAUCCUCGAGGCUCUUGAGAAGAACGGCUCGGGUACCUUCCGAUACUCGCGAGGCCCUGGCUCCGGACUCCGAGUGCCCAAGCACACCAACUUGGCCGGUGAACCUAUCAGCGGCGCAUCUCCACAGAGUCUUAGCCCAGGCAUGCAGAGUACCGGUAGCGGAUCUGGAUCGAACCAGCAGCAGUACUGGUCCAGUCUCAAAGAGGAGGAUGAGUACGGCAUGGACAUGAACUGA